ACGCGAUAAAGCCUAGCUUGCGCCGCGCCCAACUGAGCACGUCUUCCACCAGUACUUCCAUCAUCCCUUCCCUUACCCCUGCAGGACAAGAGCCAGGGCCUGAAGCAGUGUGUGAGAACCUUCCCUCUACGCCAUCCACGAGCGGCCGUGUCAAGCACAAAGCCACAACAAGGAACGAAAUACGUGAUAAACAUGACGCAAGCCAAGUCUAGAUAUCGUGCGAUACUAUCCUAGCGAAAAUAGAUUUGUCUGGUUAUUAAUAAUUUGAAGGUUUUAUAUUGUGCGAUGGCUUAGAUGUGAUUUUUAGAUGUGUUUUUUUCUUAAAUAAUGUACCGAAGUAAACAAAAAAAUUGUGUUAAACAAAUGCGGUGAUUAUGGAUGUUCAAAAGGUUCUGCCAUAUUUUGAACAGGAUAUACAGUGUUUGAAAUUGAUGAAUUUAUUUUGUGUUGUUUAAUUAUUCUCAAGCUGAUUCAUUGUAAAACAUCACAUUCGUAAAAGAACCAAGAGACGCGCACCAGACGUUUCGAACACACCAAGUUGACAGUAGAUCAUUUUAAAAAGACAGAUCCUCCUGUACGAUCUUUUCCAAAUGCUAUAAAGCCCUAUAUGUAUAUGCGAGCAAAGAUUAUUUUAAAAUAAAAUCUGCUACCAACAUGACCUUUACGUGUCUACAGUGUUGUCGACUAUCUGCUUUAUGACAGGCGCUGUCACGCGCCUGACAUUGUGUACAUGUUCUUCCUAUGAUUACAUUAUCUAAAGUGACAAGUAACUGCUCUCCUCUGCUCAGAGUCGCCGCACUAAGAUAAACAAUCUUCCAUUCUCUCAGAGUGCUUCUGUGAGACAGACAAUAGCAUCUGAAGCGGUCCUUGAAAACAAAAUACAAAAUCAGCCUAGGCUAAGGCAACCCUUGACGGCGCGCAGCUUCAUGUAUUAUACUAUUACACAGCGUGAAGACAAGCAAUCAGCCUACCAGGGUAUUAGAGAAUUAUGGACGACUUGGAACAAGAUUUGAUCGAUAAUGACAGCCUAUCUUUACCCACGAGCUUCAGAUCUGCUGACGGAGGUAGACACAAUCCUGGAUACCAAGCCAGCAGCGACGAGGGGGAGAAUGGGGCCACUAUAAACGACACGAAAAUGGUCAGUAGCGAUGAGGAAGGUGGGGUCAGGACGGAGGAAAUGGAAGAGGUCAGGCCACAGGACAAGAAUGAGGUCGGGACAGAGGAUGGGGUCAAGAGGGAGAAGGAUGGGAUCAGAAAGGAGAGAAAUAGGGCGCAGUUCGUGGCGGUGGAGAUACCACCGUGGGGCCUGGGGGAUAGCGAGGCGAAGGAGUAUGUUUGCAAAGGAACAGACGAGAAAGAACAGAGCGAGGAUAUGAGCACCGCGCACGACAACAAACAGAAAGAUAACCAGGACAAGGCUAGAGAUAACCUAGCCUUCUGUAGUGAAGAUAACCCGGAAAAACACCUCAUUUCUCCUGGUGCUAGUGAUGACAGUCAACCCAAAAACUCACAUCCCCUGGAAGCAAUGAAGAUUCACCCCAGAGAGGAAGAUACGUCCAGCUGCACGGGACAAUCAACUAGCGAUGACGACGACGACGACAGCUCAUCCGACCUGUCGAGCACGUCGACUCGAGCAGCUCAUAUGUUGCCGGACUCUGAGGAUGGCUUCGACCUGGUGCGGACGCUCCGCCACUACCGUCGACGUCGACAUCGGUCCUCCGACAGCGACACCACCAACUCCAACUGCUCCUGCGAGUCGUGCGUCUCAAAAACCAACAUGUCCUACUUCGGCAGCGAGGAGGGUCCUCCGGGAGGCGAGGCGACCGUCUACCGAAGAGCUACCAUUUGGCUAGAGAGCAUCAAGUACCUGUGGGGUCUACUGAUCUACGGGCUGCUGGCGGUGGCGACCAUGUUCACAGGGGCGGCGUUGUGGGCCUUCUACCGGGAUCAGAAGUCUGAUCAAGAGGUCGGUCGCGUCAUGCUAAAAUGGACAUUGCCGAUGUUGGUGCUGGUCGUGUUGGUGAUCAUAGCGUGGAGGGCGACCUGGUAUGUCCUGAUAUGGAAGGGCUAUGGCAAGGGAGACCAAAUUGUGGAUCGUAGCAGCAUCAUCAAAAGCGCCCAGAGAAAGAAGUUGGUGUACACAGUGCGAGGAGCCAUCUACGCGCCCACCAGACCUAACCCGAAGGGAAAGUACGAGCCGCCGCUCUACGAGGUGGUCGCCUACGAGAGCGAGUACGACUCCUCGACCUACUUCGACAGCGACCUCGAGGAAGACGGCCAGUAUCGCAAGACUAUUACACCCUGGAGGGAGGUAGACGAUCCCGUCACGCAGGCUAAGAGGAACAUCUACACCCGCAAGUCCUGGUUUAGAGACGUGCCUCUAGUCUGGUGGGAGGUCUGUACAGAACCCCCUAGAGAUUUCUGAAAAACUCCCAGAGAUUUCUGAAAACCUCCCGGGGAUUAGAAAACCUCACAGGGAUUUAUGAAAACCUCACAGGAAUUUCUGGAAACCUCCCAGGGAUUUCUGAAGUCUUGCUCUUCAGUUUCCAAGAUAACGGUACCACUUACGGACAUUAAGAAGGUGUUAAUACCUUACAAGAGUACAGCAAUGUCUUCUCGUGGAUUCUGAAGGUAUAUUUCAAGCUGGUUAGGAGCCCCAAGCACCUGCAUCACUAUGUUUUGUUAAUUUUUAGGGUUUAACAUUUUUAAGGAAGGCUAAACUUAGGAAGCUCUUAACAUUUCUUGUAUAUUAGAGGUCAGGCUACGUCUGAGAAAAAUUCUGAAGGUCGUUGAAGCCUAAAAUAUUUUCUGAAGUUCAUAUGAUCUCUAUAGACCUUAAGGAGCCACUAAAUCUUUCUCAAUUACUCAAAAUCUUAAAUGUGUGUCUAUUCAAGAGAUUUUUUAUAUUGCAAGAGAGGGUUGACAUUACAAGAAAAUUGCAUAUAAACGAUUUGUAUUAACGCUCGUUAAAUCAGUUUAUUAUCAACCCCCCACUACCCGCCACCAGGACAUUUUUUUUUAUCUUUAUUUAAGAAAAUACAAUAUAAAUUACAUAUACAUAAGUUUUACAAGGCAAUUAUACAUUACAAUUCUUAGUGAACAAGUGUUUCAGUAGUACAGAACAAGAUCUUUAAA
Molecule: messenger RNA, 3135 nt
Organism: Procambarus clarkii (red swamp crayfish)
Lineage: Eukaryota; Metazoa; Arthropoda; Malacostraca; Decapoda; Cambaridae
Source: RefSeq, a predicted model, not a curated record